CAAGGGCCCCGAGGUCGAAUCUUACGUGAGAAAUUACUCAUCGCGAGCUCGAUAUCAUCUGCACGGCUUGAUAUGUGAUGAUUAGAAUUAUUAGUGUAUAAGCAGGAUGACGACAAUUCAUAAUAGAAAAGAUGUUCGAAUUCUACUCGUUGGAGAUUCUGGAGUUGGUAAAACUUCUUUGAUACUGUCUUUGGUUAGUGAAGAAUUUCCAGAAGAGGUACCAGCAAGAGCUGAGGAAAUUACCAUCCCUCCAGAUGUAACCCCUGAAAAGGUUCCAACCCAUAUAGUCGAUUUUUCUGCAAAAGAACAAUCUGAAGAAAUUUUACUUGAGGAGCUUGAAAAAGCAGAUGUACUAUGUGUUGUGUAUGCAGUAGACGAUGCCAAAUCUAUCAACUCCAUCACAGAGUACUGGCUGCCGUUGAUCCGAAGCACCCUCGGACCUGACCACAACACCCCACUGAUCCUGGUAGGCAAUAAGUCGGAUCAAGCAGACAUCAACAGUUUGGAGACGGUUGUACCUAUUAUGAAUGAUUAUGCAGAGAUAGAAACAUGUGUUGAGUGUUCAGCCAGAAAUCUGAAGAAUAUAUCAGAGUUAUUUUUCUACGCUCAGAAGGCUGUGCUUCAUCCCACAGGACCACUGUACAACUCAGAAGAUAAAGAACUAAAAACUGAAUGCAAGAGGGCGCUGUGUAGGAUAUUUACAAUUUGCGAUUUGGAUAAUGACGGUGUCCUGAAUGACUACGAAUUGAAUCUCUUCCAGAGGAGGUGCUUCAAUGCUCCGUUACAACCACAAGCGCUAGAUGAUGUCAAGGCUGUCGUGAAGAAGAAUGUCCCUGAAGGGGUCAUGAACAAUGGGCUAACUCAAAUUGGCUUUCUGUUUCUACAUACUCUGUUUAUCCAACGAGGGAGACAUGAGACGACAUGGACAGUGCUGAGAAAAUUCGGCUACAAUGACCAUUUAAAGCUAACAUCAGACUAUUUAAGACCAAGAUUAAGGGUAGGAAGAGGAUCCUCAACAGAGCUGUCCCAUCUUGGAUAUCAGUUUCUAACUACACUCUUUGAAAAGUAUGAUCAGGAUAAGGAUGGUGCGUUGUCGCCUGUUGAGCUGCAGAGCAUGUUCUCCACCUGUCCCAUAGUGCCAUGGGGCCCAGAUGUCAACAUGUCAGUAGAAACGAACGAAAACGGCUGGAUCACUUUACAAGGCUACCUAGCGCAAUGGACGUUAACAACUUUACUCGAUGUGCCAAGAACGUUAGAAUACCUGGCGUACCUGGGCUACAGGUACAUCAUGGCUGAUCAUGAAAACCAACUCUCUGCCAUUAUAGUAACUAGAGAUAGAAAAAUUGACGUGGAAAAACGGCAGACCUCCAAAACAGUGUUCCAAUGCAAUGUGAUUGGCCCAAAGGGCGUGGGUAAAACCUCGUUUCUGCAAGGACUCGUAUCGCGGACUUUAGACUCACCCAACAUGAAACCUGAACAUCUUUCAUCCUAUGUUAUUAAUACAAUACAGGUGUAUGGGCAGGAGAAGUACCUACUGCUCCAUGAAAUUGAUGUUGGAAUUUCAGAUGAAUUAACAUCGGAAGAUCUUGCCUGUGAUGUAGCGUGUUUGAUGUAUGAUAUAUCUGAUGCUAGAACAUUUGAAUAUGCGGUGCAUAAUUAUAAGACACACUUUGAACGACUAAAUGUUCCAUGUUUAAUGAUUGCGGCGAAAAGCGACAUGCACCCUGUCCGACAGGAUCACGAAAUACAGCCUGCUCAGUUUUGCUCGCAGCACAACUUGCCACCUCCCCAGACUUUCUCCAGCAAGGCCAGACCAAAUAAGGACGUGUAUACAAAACUAUCCACAGUUGCAGCUUAUCCCCGUUUUAAAGGUGUAGGCCUACUUGUUGAGCACCCAUCUGCCGUCUGGAUCAAGGAGACUAUUCUUGGCUCUUUAUUUUUUGAUAACAGGCAUAUGAAGGGCGUUGCCCCCCAAGGAGGAAACUAUGUGCUGAAGGCUGGUCUAGGGAUUGUAUUAUUAGGAGUAACAGGCUACAUCGUGUACAAAUACUACAAGUCCAAAUAACACAAUGAAGAGAGCUUAUAGAACACGGUACAAUUUUAAUUUAAAAUUGAAAACCUUUACAUUGAUUAUCCCGUAAGGAAGAAGACAACUCUUCUAAUCAAUGUAAACGAAGGUACUGAUCAGGAAUGAAAUGGAGUAAUCAUUUUUGCAAUUAUAUUUUCAAUUCGUCUUACAAAUUUUGACUUUUCACAGUAGGUAUAUCUUUGAUAGACAUGGUACAAAAGAAUGAGACUGAUAUUAAUAAAUUCAGAGAGUUCCAUUUAAGCUGUAUUUGCUUUGGAUAAAUGUUAGUCAAAAUAAACAUCGACCCAGUCACUUUGACCAGAAAAAAUCAAGUGCCAACAACCCCAUAGCAUUCUCCUUAGUCAAAUUACACGAGACGUGCUGCAAGUAUAACUGAGAGAAUUACUCAGGAAAAUAAUUUUCCACUGCCAACAAUGUGACAAGUUAUAUCUUCUGGAGUACAUGCCACAACUGUGCGCACAACUUUAUUUUUUUUUUGCAAAAAGUAUCAGCCGCGGUACGAUAUCACCGAGUUUAACUUGGCCUUCGUCUUGGUCAAAAUUGAUCCAAUGCAAAUACGGCUUAGAUAAAAAUGUUACGUAUGUGUGGGGCAAUAAUAAUAAUGAAUUUUUUUUAUUUAUUUGUGUGUCCAACUGUUGUGACUGCACUCAUUGCGAGCCUUAGCCUGGUGCAUACCUUGUCAGCUGACCUGUGGUUGACAUAUUUUCCCAUGCUCUAUAUUAAUACUUACCUGAUACAACAAUUAUUAUUUGCAAUGUUUUGUGUUUAUGAUAUUCAUAAACAUGUUAAUUAAAAAAGUUUGUUUCCUUUGUGUGUAAUUGGAUUCUAUAGGAGAUAGUUAUUUAUCAAAGAGUGCAGUUUUAUGCAAUUCAUUGUAUUAAUAAUUGCACUUUAUGGAAUAUGAUUGACUUCCUCUGAAAAUAGUGGAACAUUAUGGAGUAUGUAUGAUUUCCCCUGAAAUUAUCAGUCAUGAAUAUGUGUCUGAUUUAAGAGCUAUUUAUUGUUUUAUCAUUUUCUAUCAUUGUAAUCAUAUUAAUAGGGUGUUUUCGAUUGCUAUGACAUCGCGAGUCUAAGAUGAGUUCAUUCGUCUGUUGCCAUGGUGGCUCUGUGAUACAUUUGGGGGUGGGAGUGUGAAGGUGUUUGACACAAGGUCAGUAAAUUUCCCAACUGGGGCCAGCUGGUUCAAAGGUCAAGCCCUAGUGUGGGUCCUGGUGCCUAGACAUCCAACUAUUUUUAACAGUUCCAACAUGUUUUAGAACGCAUUAUGCCCAAAGAAUAAAAAAAAGAAAGGAAAUAGUUCUCUUAUUUUUUAUGGUUGGAGUUGUGGCUGUCAGAGGCUUGGUCUUCCUCCCCCCCCCCCACUUCCCUGUUAGCACCGCCAAUGAGUCUAACAAUCGGCCCAAAUCACAUCCUAUGAUUCAGAUAAGUAUAUGACGUCAUUAUUACCAAAGCUUGCAAGUUCUUACUGCCAUUAUGCAAUCGAAAACUCUAUUUUUUAUGAGGGAGCGUUGCUAGGAGAAUGAUAUGUACAGUAUUAAAUAAAUCCUGAUAAUCCAGUGCUAUAUUAUUAUGAUGUGGGCAAUCCUGCAAUGACAAAACAUUUUAAAAAAGUGCUCAUUUAUUAUUAGUUGUUUGAAGAUUUAGGAAACAAUUGAUUCACAAUGGUGUCAUGCAUUCGUUAGUACAGAAUUUGUGACGUAAUUUGUACAGAUAACUCAUUUCUCUUGGAUGGAUGAUUUCAUGCCAUUACUGUAUUAGUACAUAAUAAAGUAAGACUGAUAUACUAAA
Anneissia japonica is the source of this 3877-nucleotide messenger RNA. Its product is annotated as mitochondrial Rho GTPase 1-A-like. The coding region runs from base 107 to 2065 and encodes 652 amino acids. Lineage: Eukaryota; Metazoa; Echinodermata; Crinoidea; Comatulida; Comatulidae. Gene Ontology annotation, biological process: small GTPase-mediated signal transduction; mitochondrion transport along microtubule; regulation of mitochondrion organization. The transcript is spliced from 17 exons. Gene Ontology annotation, cellular component: mitochondrial outer membrane. The record is from RefSeq and is a predicted model, not a curated record. Gene Ontology annotation, molecular function: GTPase activity; calcium ion binding; GTP binding.